GCUGAACACGAACUGUUGCCAUAUCGUUUAGCGCGAGGUAAAACCAUUAAAGUUGUGAACCUCGAACGUGCCAAGGAUAUCAAACAUGUUCGAAACAUGUGUCUUGAGUCUGAUGUUUUAUUAGACCCAUAUCGACCUGGAGUUAUCGAAAAAGUCGGUCUUAAUCCGUUGGAAUUACUAAAGGAGAACGAAAAAUUGAUCGUGGCAAGAAUAACGGGUUUCGGACAAACCGGAGAGCUUGCACAACGGUUUGGACGUGAAUUAAAUUAUGUGGCACUGAGUGGUAAGUUGCUUUCAAUGCUGUUAUUCCAUUAA
Molecule: messenger RNA, 315 nt
Organism: Anisakis simplex (herring worm)
Lineage: Eukaryota; Metazoa; Nematoda; Chromadorea; Rhabditida; Anisakidae
Source: the annotation of a GenBank genome assembly